Corythoichthys intestinalis (scribbled pipefish) is the source of this 2407-nucleotide messenger RNA. RefSeq names its product DIM1 dimethyladenosine transferase 1-like (S. cerevisiae) (gene dimt1l). The transcript has 12 exons. Lineage: Eukaryota; Metazoa; Chordata; Actinopteri; Syngnathiformes; Syngnathidae. The record is from RefSeq and is a predicted model, not a curated record. Gene Ontology annotation, biological process: rRNA methylation. Gene Ontology annotation, molecular function: rRNA (adenine-N6,N6-)-dimethyltransferase activity. Gene Ontology annotation, cellular component: nucleolus. Bases 157 to 1077 code for a protein of 306 amino acids.
ACCGUGUACGGCCACCAGGGGGCGUCUCUUGCCUGAAGGAUCUGAACAGAUGCUAGUGAAGAAGAGUGAACGCAUACACGUGUUUACUAAAACCGCUGAGAAAUAGUUAACACAUUUGUUUUUCCUUAAGCAGCGCUAUUCAUAUUUGUUUAAAAAAUGCCGAAAGUUAAAGCUGAGAAGAAGAGCAGGAAGCACCAAGAGGUUAAAAACCAAGGCAUAAUGUUCAACACGGGAAUUGGCCAGCACAUUUUGAAGAAUCCUCUUGUUGUCAAUAGCAUCAUUGAGAAGGCUGCACUGAGGCCAACAGAUGUUGUUUUGGAGGUGGGACCUGGAACUGGUAACAUGACAGUUAAACUUUUAGAAAAAUCUAAAAAGGUGGUGGCUUGCGAGUUGGAUGGCCGAUUGGUGGCUGAACUCCAGAAACGAGUACAAUGCACACCCAUGCACACCAAACUUCAGAUAGUAGUUGGGGAUGUUUUAAAAACAGACCUACCGUUCUUUGAUGUGUGUGUGGCCAAUUUACCAUAUCAGAUUUCAUCACCAUUUGUUUUCAAAUUGCUGCUUCACCGACCUUUCUUCAGGUGUGCCGUGUUAAUGUUCCAGAGAGAGUUUGCAAUGCGUCUGGUGGCCCAGCCUGGUGACAAACUCUACUGCCGGCUGUCCAUUAACACUCAGCUGCUGGCUCGUGUUGAUCAUCUCAUGAAAGUAGGGAAGAAUAAUUUCCGUCCUCCGCCAAAAGUGGAGUCCAGUGUUGUUAGAAUAGAGCCCAAAAAUCCUCCUCCUCCAAUUAACUUCCAGGAGUGGGAUGGUCUGGUCAGAAUAGCAUUCAUAAGAAAGAAUAAAACCCUCAGCGCUGCAUUCAAGUCAGCGGCUGUGGAGCAGCUUCUGGAGAAAAACUACAGAAUUCACUGCUCAGUACAUAAUGUGCAAAUAUCAACAGAUUUUAGCAUCACCAAGAAAAUAGAAAGCAUCUUACAAGAGGCAAAAUUCACUGAAAAGAGAGCUCGGACAAUGGACAUCGAUGACUUCAUGGUGUUGCUUCAUGCAUUCAACUCCGCGGGGAUCCACUUUUCUUAAAGGCCAACCGAGUCGAGAAGCCUAUAACCACUGUUUUCUACAGUUGCAGUCUAAGAUUUUUAAAAAUUUUGUUUCACAAAAAAAUAGAUGACAAACUCAUAUUGAGAUUCUUCUAUUUUGUACCACUGAGCAUACUGUGUUUGGGCUUGUAUGGAUGAAGUUAGCAGUAAUUGCUUAACCUCAACAAAGUCUUGAGAACACAUCUAUCAUGUAAUAAAAUCAUUGCUCCUUAACAUGCCACUAACUUACGCUUUCACUUGGGUUUUAGCCAGUGUUGUUAAUCUUACUUUAAAAAAGUAAUUCAUUACAGUUACAAAUUACUUCUCCCAAAAAGUAGUUGCGUUAGUAACUCAGUUACCUGAAUGUAAGAGUAAUUAGUUACUUGGCAAAGUAACUGGUGAUAAUUUUCUUUCUUUUUUUUUUCUCAAAAAAAAAACAACAAAGAACUGACAAUUGGCCUUAGCCCAAUUUUUUACCCUAAACUCAACUACACACAGGGGUAUUGUGGAUAUUGUGAUACCUAGAUAGUAACCUUUGCUAUGUGUGGAAGUCAUUUAAUGUUGUGAAUCAACUGUUAAAAUUGCUCCCGUUAUUGCAUUAGUUCCCUUCUGUCUAUUUUUGACAUGUGUAAGUUUAAAAAAAAAUUCAUCAUCUAAAGAUUUAAGUUUUGCUGAUUUAGAAACAUUUUAGAUAAAAAGUUAGAUAGGUUCGCUGGGAAGGUUCACUACAACAGAGCCUUCCUGAGAAGUCUACUGCUUUAAGAUGGCGGCUGUUUACUAAUGCAUCUAGUUCUUUAUUGUACAUGUUGCUAAUGCCGCCGUGUCUGUCAUUUGCAUCUAGUUCUGUAUACAGGUAUAUGUGAUAUCUACCGCAGCAUUAUGUGGGCGAAGUUUGUAGGCUAUCGGCUACAGUCAGGUAUUAUUGGAGCCACCUAGCAUAGUAGCAUCGCGUUUGCAACGGCGUCACACUCCCUUACCUCCUCCCCACUCCUGCUCUGCUCACUCGACUCAGUGAGUCCGUCUUUUUCAGACUUUUCUCACGUCAGUCAACCAACAUCGUAACGCAUAGUAACGCACGCCUUUCCAGCCUCCCAAAUUAACGGUAACUGCGUUGCCAAGAUGAGAAAAGUAAUUAAUUAGAUUACUCACUACUGAAAAAAAUAACGCCGUGAGUAACGCCGUCAUAUUCUAACGCCGUUAUUAACAACACUGGUUUUAGCGUUACGAACUGGUUCCCAAUGUUGUUCUUCUUGCAAUUUUCUGCUUUCCUCUGACACACCUGAAUGGUUAAGAGCAUACAGUGGGGCAAAUAAGUAUUUAGUCAACCACUA